Messenger RNA from Hyaena hyaena (striped hyena), 8810 nucleotides. RefSeq names its product regulation of nuclear pre-mRNA domain containing 2 (gene RPRD2). Lineage: Eukaryota; Metazoa; Chordata; Mammalia; Carnivora; Hyaenidae. Gene Ontology annotation, molecular function: RNA polymerase II C-terminal domain binding. The record is from RefSeq and is a predicted model, not a curated record. Gene Ontology annotation, cellular component: RNA polymerase II, holoenzyme. The transcript is spliced from 11 exons. Gene Ontology annotation, biological process: mRNA 3'-end processing. Bases 532 to 4923 code for a protein of 1463 amino acids.
AAAUCCUGACUAGGUAGCCCUGGGCCUUUGCUGUGCUAGAGGACCUAAAGGAGAAAGAUUUCUGCAACUGAAGGGGCAAUCGGGUAGUAUUAAAUUUGAGCUAUUAACGCCCACCCUUACAGGAGUGUGGCGUUAGGAGUGGGGACGAGCCUUAGCUUUGAGAGCCGAAGAGUGUAAAACCAUUAGUUUCGGGGCCAGGCGUUUUGAAAGGCGUCGCAGGACGUGUUUUCUGCGUACCUCUUCCGUUAUUAUUGACUGGUUCAAACACAACCCCUUGAACGAUUCUGAUAAACCUUUGAUGCCCGCAGCCCCUCCUUACAGCGUGUAGGAGCCGCCAGCGUGCGCGGCAGCUAGUCCUCCCGUCCUACGUCUCGAAGAGCCUAGCGCGUGCACCGUCCCCACCCCCUGGCCUCCCUCCCCACCCACGGCUUUCACGCACUCGCAGUGAUUGUUUUGCCCGCUCCCGCCGCCGCCGCCGCCGCCGCCGCCGCGGCCGCCAGAGGAGCAGCAGCGCUUGUGCAAACCGGGAAGAUGGCGGCCGGCGGCGGCGGAGGCAGCAGUAAGGCCUCCUCCUCGUCGGCCUCUUCGGCAGGGGGUCUGGAGUCCUCGUUGGAUCGAAAAUUCCAGUCGGUAACCAACACCAUGGAAUCUAUUCAAGGCCUGUCGUCUUGGUGUAUAGAGAACAAGAAACACCACACCACUAUCGUCUACCAUUGGAUGAAGUGGCUCCGGAGAUCUGCCUAUCCCCACCGUUUGAAUCUCUUUUACCUUGCUAAUGAUGUCAUCCAGAACUGCAAAAGGAAAAACGCAAUCAUUUUCCGUGAAUCAUUCGCUGAUGUCCUUCCUGAAGCAGCUGCUCUAGUGAAGGAUCCAUCUGUGUCUAAGUCUAUAGAACGAAUCUUCAAAAUCUGGGAAGACAGAAAUGUGUACCCAGAGGAAAUGAUAAUGGCACUGAGAGAAGCUUUGAGUACCACUUUCAAAACUCAGAAGCAGCUGAAAGAAAAUCUGAACAAACAACCGAAUAAGCAGUGGAAGAAAUCACAAACAUCCACGAAUCCAAAGGCUGCUCUCAAGUCUAAGAUAGUUGCAGAAUUUCGAUCCCAGGCCCUCAUUGAAGAGCUGUUGCUGUACAAGCGCUCAGAAGAUCAGAUCGAAUUGAAGGAAAAACAGCUAUCAACAAUGAGGGUGGAUGUGUGCAGUACGGAAACUCUCAAGUGUUUAAAAGAUAAGACAGGUGGAAAGAAGUUCUCCAAAGAAUUUGAAGAGGCAAGUUCCAAACUUGAGGAAUUUGUGAAUGGUUUAGAUAAGCAGGUGAAAAAUGGGCCCUCGCUAACAGAAGCACUGGAAAAUGCUGGAAUUUUCUACGAAGCACAAUACAAAGAAGUGAAGGUGGUGGCCAAUGCAUACAAGACCUUUGCUAAUCGAGUGAACAAUUUGAAGAAGAAGCUGGAUCAGUUGAAGUCAACCCUUCCUGAUCCUGAAGAAUCACCAGUCCCUUCCCCAAGCAUGGAUGCUCCUUCUCCAACUGGUUCUGAGUCUCCUUUUCAGGGAAUGGGAGGUGAGGAAUCCCAGUCGCCAGCCAUGGAGAGUGAGAAGUCUGCCACACCAGAGCCUGUGACAGAUAAUCGUGAUGUGGAAGACAUGGAACUCUCAGAUGUGGAAGAUGAUGGGUCAAAAAUCAUUGUAGAGGACAGGAAGGAGAAACCUGUGGAGAAGUCAGCCGCAUCCACUGCUGCACCUGCGAAGCCAACAGAAAGUGUCUCAAAGGCCUCUUCAUGUACCCCAGUGCCUGUGACCAUGACAGCAACGCCACCUCUUCCGAAGCCUGUGAAUACUUCUCUUCUGUCCCCUUCUCCAGCAUUGGCUUUGCCAAACCUGGCUAAUGUGGACCUGGCAAAGAUCAGUUCCAUCCUUAGCAGCCUGACAUCAGUCAUGAAAAAUACUGGGGUCAGUCCUGCAUCAAGACCUUCUCCAGGAACUCCUACAAGCCCCAGCAACCUCAGCAGCGGCCUGAAAACACCUGCGCCUGCCCCAACGCCGGCUCACAACCCUCUGGCAAAUAUACUCUCAAAGGUGGAGAUCACCCCAGAGAGCAUUCUGUCUGCUCUUUCCAAAACGCAGACGCAGUCAGCCCCUGCACUGCAAGGCCUGUCAUCUUUACUUCAGAGCGUUACUGGGAACCCAGUCCCAGCCAGUGAGGCUGCGUCCCAGAGCACGCCCGCUUCCCCUGCCACCACCACUGUCUCCAGCAUAAAAGGAAGAAGUCUGUCCUCCAGUACCCAAUCCUUCAUUCCUAAAAGCUUCAACUAUUCUCCUAAUUCAUCCGCUUCCGAAGUCUCUUCUACAUCAGCUAGCAAGGCCUCAAUGGGGCAAAGCCCAGGGCUCCCAAGCACUACUUUUAAGCUACCAUCCAACUCUAUGGGGUUUACAGGAACCCACAGUACGAGCCCUGCCGCCCCACCUGCUGAAGUUGCCAUGUGCCAAUCUUCAGAGAUGUCCAAGCCAAAGCUGGAGUCUGAGUCCACCUCUCCAAGCCUGGAAAUGAAGAUCCACAACUUCUUAAAAGGUAAUCCUGGUUUCAGUGGCUUAAACUUAAACAUCCCUAUCCUGAGCAGCUUGGGCUCCAGUGCCCCCGCAGAAAGCCACCCCUCAGACUUCCAGCGCGGCCCUACCAGCACGUCAGUCGACAACAUUGACGGAACCCCUGUGCGGGACGAACGGAGUGGGACGCCCACCCAGGAUGAGAUGAUGGACAAGCCCACAUCCAGCAGUGUGGAUACCAUGUCCCUGCUUUCUAAGAUCAUUAGCCCUGGGUCCUCGACACCCAGCAGUACAAGAUCGCCCCCCUCUGGGCGAGAGGAAAGCUACCCCCGGGAGCUCUCCAAUUCUGUGUCUGUGUAUCGACCUUUUGGCCUGGGCAGUGAUUCACCCUAUAAGCAGCCUUCGGAUGGAAUGGAGAGACCAUCUUCCCUGAUGGACUCUUCACAGGAGAAGUUCUAUCCGGAUACUUCUUUCCAGGAAGAUGAGGAUUACCGCGAUUUUGAAUACUCAGGGCCUCCACCGUGUGCCAUGAUGAACCUAGAGAAGAAGCCAUCCAAGUCUAUCCUGAAGGCAAGCAAGCUCUCUGAUACCACCGGAUACCAGCCGAUUCUCUCCAGCUAUAGCCACAGGGCCCAAGAAUGCGGGGUAAAGUCUGCCUUCCCUCCAUCUGUAAGGGCCCUCCUGGACUCUAGUGAGAAUUGUGACCGUCUCUCCUCUUCCCCCGGGCUCUUUGGUGCCUUCAGCAUAAGAGGGAGUGAACCGGGGUCUGACCGGUCACCGUCACCGAGUAAGAAUGAUUCAUUUUUCACCCCUGACUCCAACCACAAUAGCUUGUCUCAGUCUACCACUGGCCACCUCGGGUUGCCACAGAAGCAGUACCCAGACCCUCCUCACCCAGUCCCACAUCGUUCCCUUUUCUCUCCGCAGAAUACCCUUGCUGCUCCCACGGGCCACCCACCCACACCAGGCGUGGAGAAAGUCCUGGCCCCCACCAUUUCCACCACGUCGACGAUUGAGUUUAAGAAUAUGCUUAAAAAUGCCUCACGAAAGCCCUCAGACGAUAAGCAUUUUGGCCAGGCCCCCAGCAAGGGCACUUCAGGUGAUGGUGUCGGUCUCCCAAACCUCGCCCAGCCCAGCCUGACGGCCACUGAGCAGCAGCAGCAGCAAGAAGAGCACUACCGCAUAGAAACCCGAGUGUCCUCCUCCUGCUUAGACUUGCCUGACAGCACUGAAGAGAAGGGGGCCCCCAUAGAAACCUUGGGUUAUCAUAAUGCGUCCAAUAGGAGGAUGUCGGGGGAGCCGAUACAGACCGUAGAGUCCGUCCGAGUUCCUGGGAAGGGAAAUAGAGGACACGGGCGCGAGGCUUCCAGGGUGGGUUGGUUUGAUCUGAGCACCUCAGGCAGCUCCUUUGACAAUGGCCCCACCAGUGCCUCUGAGUUGGCGUCCCUUGGGGGUGGGGGCAGCGGAGGCCUCACUGGCUUUAAAGCGGCACCGUACAAGGAACGGGCACCCCCAUUUCAGGAAAGUGUCGGCAGCUUCCGUUCCAACAGUUUCAACUCAACAUUUGAGCAUCAUCUCCCCCCAUCCCCCUUGGAACAUGGGACACCCUUCCAGAGAGAGCCAGUGGGGCCAUCGCCUGCCCCGCCUGCCCCUCCUAAGGAUCACGGUGGUAUCUUCUCUCGAGAGGCACCCACUCAUCUACCCACUGUGGAUCUUUCGAACCCCUUCACAAAAGAGGCGGCCCUGGCCCAUGCUGCCCCACCCCCUCCUCCGGGAGAGCACAGCGGAGUUCCUUUCCCCGCCCCACCCCCUCCUCCCCCCCCUGGGGAACAUAGCGGCAGUGGUGGGAGUGGUGGUCCCUUUUCUGCUCCACCUCCUCCUCCACCCCCCGUUGACCACUCUGGGGUCGUGCCCUUCCCAGCCCCACCACUGGCAGAGCACGGAGUGGCGGGGGCUGUGGCAGUGUUUCCCAAGGACCAUAGUUCCCUUCUUCAAGGGACCCUGGCUGAGCAUUUUGGGGUGCUCCCAGGACCCAGGGACCAUGGGGGCCCCACCCAACGGGACCUCAACGGCCCUGGCCUUAGCCGUGUACGAGAGAGCCUCAGCCUACCCUCCCAUUCUCUGGAGCACCUGGGCCCAGCCCAUGGAGGAGGAGGUGGGGGGGGCAGCAACAGCAGCAGUGGCCCCCACCUGGGUCCCUCACACCGCGACGCCAUCAACCGGAGUGGUAUGAUUUUGCGGAAUCCCCGGCCAGACUUUCGGCCUAGGGAACCUUUUCUCAGCAGAGACCCAUUCCACAGUCUAAAGAGACCCAGGCCACCGUUUGCUAGGGGCCCUCCGUUCUUUGCACCAAAACGCCCAUUCUUCCCUCCCAGGUACUGAUGGAAACCAAGGGAAAAGCAUUUUGGACAGUCUAGAGAGCAUUGGAAGUAGGAGUUUGGUUUAUUAUUGUUUUUAUUUGUUUUCCUUCCUUUGAUUUAUUAUUUUUUAAUGACAAAGGGCCUCCUUUCCAAAUUAAAAAGUCAUACAUGCUUGCAUUUCACUAUCCCAUCCAGUCCACUCUUCCACCGCACUUACCCAGGCUACUUGUAUUUUAUAGAGGGUGGGGGGCAAAGAAACACAACCAAAGCCACUCCAUUUGGCUGGGGGUUUGAGGGGUGGGGAGGAAAACAAGUCUUACCUUACCCUAUUUACUGAAGAGUAUUACAUUUGAAAUAAAACUUCCAUCAGUACAGAGAAUAAUGUGCAAUGUUGGGAUGUUAUUUGGGCUUGGCUUAUCAGGUAGUCAAUGGGAGGAUUCCUGUCCCCCUCUCUCUCCCGUUGAGCAACUAUGAAGACCAGCUUGGCUCUCUUUCCUGUAUGCUCUGUGCCCUGCUGACAAGCCGAGAGAUGUCACAGAGGGAAAUAGGUGGGAGGCUGUGGACCUUUCAAGUUUGGUCUGUUUUGUUUUUAAAGACCUAUUGAAGUUGGGUUCUUUACCUUUCUCCUAAAAUCUUUUUUUUUUUUUUUUUUUUAAGCCUAUUCUAAAGAACUGUCAUUAACUUUGCGGAGAUACAGGUGUCCUUCUAUACUAGUAAACAUUAUUCCUCUUCAUCCUUGGAAUGAAAGAGAAGGGGUUAAAGAUAAUCUCCGGGUUAAAAGAAGGUGAUUCCAAUGUGGAGUUAGAGAAAGGAACCAUUAAUGGUGCCGUGUGACCUGCCCAUCGCUCAUGAACAAGGAUGGGAGACUUUUGUAGUUUGGCGUGUCCUGCACCGUGCCCAUGCUUCCUGCUUUUCUUUCUUGAUCGACUUUUUCUCUCAGUUUUCACGUCUGCUUUGGUCAGGAAGAAAAGUCACUACAGUUGACAAUUGUUAUAAAGGCGCAACUGAAAUCUUAUUCCUGAAUUUUUUAAUGUAAGAGGUAGACAUUUUUACCAUGGUGCCUCCCACAUGUAAGUGAUACUUGUUGAUGGUUUUCAGCAAAGGUGAAGUAGCAGGGAAAGGGGACUAUUGGCCUGUAUCUUUCUUUCCUCCUUGCCCUAGUCCUGUAUUUACCCCCAUUCUUGGUAUUUCCAAGAAGGGGGUUGAAUAGCAUCUUUGCAUACAUUAUUCCUUUUCAGGAGUGUUUUAGUGACAAGUGGGUAUACAUCUCUUUACAGAGAACCAGGAGGGCCUGAGAAUCCAAAUUUACCCCAUUCUACAGCUAGCAGCCUGUCACAUUUCAAGGCUCAAGCCUUAUCCUCACCUUCCACUCCCUCCAGGAAAUAAAGAAUGUUUCUGCCCUUAGUCAUUUUACCCGAGAAUGGCAGGCUUUCCUUCUCCCCAAACUGAAAGGCUUCUUUAUAUUUCCGCAACUAGUACUGGGGAAAAAAGACAAUCCGUACACUUUGAGUGUUUAUAACUUUAUAUCAAGGAACACUGAAAAGCAAAUACUGCUUUGCUAUUAUUUUAUAUUAUUUAGUGUCUUACCCCAACAUAUACACACUGGUAACAUCCAACUAGAUGAGUAAAACAAUAUGUGUUCUUUUUUUAGGGGAUCCUAGGAAGUUUCAUAUUUUCUUCCAAGUGAGUAUAGAGCUGCAGGAAGUAUAGGGAUUGCUUUGGAUUCCUCUAGCGAAAUACUAAAGAGGGGGAGAUGGACAACAUAGUGACAGAGAGGAUUCUUUGUGUCAGCAUAAACGUGCUUUUCAGAUCAAGAGCAGCUUGAACCAGGUGUGCGUCACAGUUCGGGAAUUCUUGUGUAACUUAUUCCAUGUUAUUUAUUAGGGCUUACCAUGUGUUCUGUGGUUAGGAGGCUGCAAGUCCUUCAUCUCCCUGAUGCAUUUCUGGUCUGAAACCAGCCUGUUCUGUCUUUGACCCUCUCGAAACAUUCUGCCCUGUAGCUCUCCCCCACAAAAAUGUAUGAUGCCGUGACCUUGUGUGUGGGCUGGGGUAUAUAGUGUAGCAAAGCAAAGAAACAAUAUAGUUACGUUGAGUCCUGAGACAUUUGUGUAAGGGAAAAGUGUGAGCAAGAGGAAGGGGAGGGGUGGGGGAGGGGAAAGGAGAGUUUUAAUUGACUCAAAACUGAAAUUGAUUUUUUUUUAUUUGCAGAAAUUAAGUGGGAUGUUUUUCAUUCUAGAGUAAAAGAAUGUGAAUUCUUGCUGCUGCUCUUGUUUAAGCUAAAAGUAGCGUUUACUUGAAAAGGCUCUCUGACCAUUUGAUUUUAUCAGAAAAUGUGGGGAUGUCAGGAAAGUGGCUUCCCAAAUGUUGGGGCAGGGUAAUUGUCCACAAAAGCAUGAUGACUAAUACAUGAAAGGAAGACCUUGUUGUACAGUGUAAAAGAUGGACUUUGAAGGGUGGGGCUCUUUUGUGGGGGUGUUUUGUUUUUUAAGCUACAAAAUCCUCAUUGAGUGUUUCAGGAUGGAAAUGAGGAUUUGUAUGUGACUGUCAGCUGUUAACUUUAAGGAAAUCUGUCUACAGCAGUAAAUGAAGACGACAAUGUAUAUAUGUGAUAUAGUGAAACAAAAAAGACAAUUCUGGUAUUCAUAACAUGAAACAAAGGGGUUUUAUUCUUUCUGUGUCUGUGAUUUAAAACUCCGUGCCCAUGCUCUGACUUUUGUAUUUCAACCUGAGUUUAAAAAUAUAAUAAACAAGAUUUUUUUUAAAGAAAGCAUAACAUAGUGUGUCUUGGCAAGGACAUGAUUUCUAUGAAAGCAGAAUAUACAAAGUUGUUACUUUGGUCCUUGGUGCUCACUGUAAAAUCACAGACAGAGAAUUGGUGGGGGGUUGUGAAUACACUGGUACUGCUUAAAACUCAGUGACAGUAUCAGAAAUCGAGUCCUGAGGGACUGAGAGAUUACUCUCCAGUCAGCCUAGGUGACAGCCCCUCUCCAGGUUUCCCUCUGCCCUCCCAAAAGGUGAGCAUAAACGGAUUUUGAUUUGAUGCCAGGGAGGGUAAAAAGAUCAGAGAGUAGGACUUUUAUCCUUUACGAUCCCAGGAAUACAAUGUUUGUGAUACAUAUGGUACAGCUAACCUAUCUGGAUAAUGUGAAUAUGCUAAACUUCCUAAUUGCAGAAUAUUCACCAUCAAUCCUGAAGUUACCGGGUCAUGCAGAAUUAAGCUUCAGCUGUUAAUUGUUUUGAAGCCGCUGUAAGAUACUGCUUCCUCCCCCCCCCCCUUUUUUUUCCUCCCUCCCCUUUUUCAAAUGAGCGGGGGUGCCUGUUAAGAUUAAAUUAGAUAUGUUGAAUGAUAUUCUCACGUGUUCAGUGUGGAAAACAAAAGUACAUGCUUUAGAGGCAACAACAAUGAAAUCCUUUUGAAAUGUGUAUUAAUAUCAUUUAAUAAAAUAACUAGUUCUGAAGGUUUGACAUUUUUCUUUGAGAUUUCGGGCUUUGACCAAGGGCUCCUGGCUUCUGUGGUGAGCACAACUAGGAGAGAAAACUUCUUCGGGAGCUGAAACUGCUGCUUUGUGGAGCAGACCUAUGGUUGGAAAAUCUGUUUUCUCCAGCAAAGACCCUACAUGACUGUCCAGGGCUGAAGGUGAAGCCGGCUACGGGCUGCAGGAAGAAGGCCAGGACACAUCUCUGAAGAUCUGAUUGUAUUGGCUUUUGGUAGAAGUGCAAGGGGGCUCGAGGGGACGGGGUGUGCGUCUGCACAUUUGAGGUGCCCAGAUACCACAGCCCACCCGUCUUGUCCCUUCCUUGUGACCACUUGCACUUGCCUGUCUUCUAGCCAUUCUUUUUUUUUUAAAUCUCAUUGUCCCCAGUAUUAUGUUUUUGUUCUCCAGUUUAAUAAAGUAUAGUUUCCUUUGU